ACUAUACCAAGUGUCGCCAUCCUUUUGGGUUCUAGUGUAUUAUCAGCUGUUCUGAUUAGUAAACUCGCAGACGACGCGCACUUUUUUUUAUUGUCGCGUGUACGUGCUCCAAGAACAACCGCAAUGAUAAGAGCUCUUUCCUGCGCCGCUAGAGAACCGGCCCUGUUCGCGAGGGGAUUCUCCACCAGCGGAACUUGCAAUGAAAAUCACAAGUGCAAGUUGCUGGUGGUUGGUGGUGGUGCCGGUGGCUGUUCGGUAGCGGCCAAAGCAUCCAACAAGCUGGGCGCCGGGAAGGUCAUCAUUCUCGAACCGGCCGAUAAACAUUAUUAUCAACCGAUGUUCACACUGAUCGGCGGUGGAAUCAAAACUCUCAAGGACAGUUAUCGACCGAUGAAACAGGUGCUACCGGCGCUUGCGACAUGGAUUCAGGAUUCGGCGGCCAAAUUCGAGCCCGAAUCGAACACGGUCAUCACGGCCAACGGUGAUCGGAUCGAGUACGAGUUUCUACUGGUGGCGGUCGGUUUGCAGCUGAACUACGACAAGAUUCCUGGCUUGGUCGAAGCCCUAUCGAUCAAGGAUGGUAAAGUGUGUUCCAACUACUCGCCGAAAUACGUGGACCGAACAUUCCAGGCGCUCAAGAACUUUCGAUCCGGCAACGCACUCUUCACCUUUCCCAACAGUCCGGUCAAGUGUCCUGGGGCGCCACAGAAAAUUCUCUACAUCGCCGAGCAUUACUUGCGCAAGACGAAGAAGCGUAAGAAUGCAAAUCUCUAUUACAACACCUCCCUGCCGGUACUGUUCGGUGUGAAGCACUAUGCCGAUGCGCUCUGGGAGAUAGUGAAGCGGCGGAACAUCACCGUAAACCUGCGCACGAACCUGGUGGAGGUAAAGCCCGCGUCCGAUGAGGCAAUCUUUGAGAACCUCGACAACCCCAGCGAACGGUUUACCGUUAAUUACGAGUUCCUGCACGUCACCCCACCGAUGGGUGCCCCCGAUGUGCUGAAGGCCUGCAGUAGCCUCGUCAAUGAUAUGGGUUUUGUGGACGUCAGCAAGGAUACUCUGCAGCACCAGCGGCUCGGCAAUGUAUUUGCAAUCGGUGACUGCUCAGCCUCACCGAAUUCUAAAACGGCCGCUUCAGUUGCUGCCCAAUCGCAAGUGGUGUACAAGAACCUAAUGUCCGUGAUGGAUGGCAAAACGCCCAGCCGCGUGUUCGAUGGGUACGCAUCGUGCCCGUUGGUCACGGGCUACAACACGUGUAUGCUGGCGGAGUUCGAUUACUCGCUAACACCGUUGGAAACAUUCCCGGUGGAUCAGCGAAAGGAACGCUACUCGAUGUACUACAUGAAGAAGGACUUUAUGCCCACACUCUACUGGCACCUGCUGCUGAACGGUCUGUGGAACGGACCGCGGCUAAUGAGGAAUCUUAUGCACGGCCGCCUGUAGGGGCUACACCUGGAUCGUUAAAAACGCCUUGGCAUAUCGGAGAAGGAAAACUGUUAUUUCAUGGGCUAAUAAUCAUCACGAAAUAUUCUACAACAAAACGAUUUCAACGAUCAUUUGAUUUA
Anopheles darlingi is the source of this 1565-nucleotide messenger RNA. It is a transcript of the gene Sqor, whose product is annotated as sulfide:quinone oxidoreductase, mitochondrial. Gene Ontology annotation, cellular component: mitochondrion. The record is from RefSeq and is a predicted model, not a curated record. NCBI's taxonomy places the organism in Eukaryota, Metazoa, Arthropoda, Insecta, Diptera, Culicidae. Gene Ontology annotation, molecular function: FAD binding; sulfide:quinone oxidoreductase activity. The transcript is spliced from 6 exons. The annotation marks the transcript as partial.